UUGAAGAUUGUGCUGCUCAUCUUUAAGGCUGUUUUACUGACAGACUGUGUAAGAGGACCUCCACGAGUGUCCGACAAAGUUGCACACAGGCAGAUGGCCCGGAUAGGCAGUGCCAUCAAGCUGCCGUGCCCAGUGGAAGGAGACCCCCCACCCCUCAUUAUGUGGACCAAAGACGGGCGUAACAUCCACAGUGGCUGGAUACGCUUCCGCAUCCUCCGCACGGGCUUGAAAAUUAAGGAUGUGGAGUCAGACGACACAGGGACCUACAUCUGCAAGGCAACGAACGGCUUUGGAAGCGUCAACGUCAACUACACUCUCAUCGUCAUCGAUGACUCCGGUCCCGAUAAAACUGGACCAGCCCAUGAAACCGAGGCUGAGCCAUGCUGUGAAAAACUUGUGCGCCCUCGCUUCACCCAGCCCACAAAGAUGAGGAAGAGGGUGAUAGCACGGCCCGUGGGCAGCUCGGUGCGGCUCAAAUGCACGGCCAGCGGGAACCCGCGGCCGGACAUCGUGUGGCUGAAGGACGACAGGCCGCUGACGGAGCAGGAGGUCGGGGAGGGCCGGCAGAAGAAGUGGACCCUCAGCCUGAGGAACCUGACGCCGGAGCACAGCGGGAGAUACACCUGCAGGGUUUCCAACCGGGCCGGGGAGAUCAACGCCACCUACAAAGUGGAGGUCAUACAGAGGACAAACUCCAAACCUGUUCUCACGGGGACCCAUCCGGUCAACACCACGGUGGACUUCGGAGGGACCACGUCCUUCCAGUGCAAAGUGAGGAGUGACGUUAAGCCGGUCAUUCAGUGGCUGAAGCGCGUGGAGUCCAACGAGGAGAGCCGCUACAACUCCACCAUCGAGGUGGGGGACGACCGCUUCGUGGUGCUGCCCACGGGGGAGGUGUGGUCAAGGCCCGACGGCUCCUACCUCAACAAGCUGCUCAUCUCCCGCGCCAGGGAGGAGGACGCCGGCAUGUACAUCUGCCUGGGCGCCAACACCAUGGGCUACAGCUUCCGCAGCGCCUUCCUCACCGUGCUGCCAGACACGAAGCCUCCAGUCACGGCCCCGUUCCCGGCUGCCUCCAGCUCCCUGCCCUGGCCUGUCAUUAUCGGCAUCCCCGCUGGAAUAGUACUGCCGGGCCCCCACCGGCUGCCCUGCAGAGAGCGGGACCGCGGCUGCGUGGCGCCGUCCUCCAGCUCCUCCAGCCCAGACAAAGACUGCGUGGGCUCCAUGAACUACGAGGAGUACUUGGCCCAGCAGCAGCAGCUGCUCCUCGGCCAGGGGGGGGCGGCGGGGCCCCCCAAAAUCUACCCCAAGAUCUACACUGACAUUCACACACACACUCACUCUCAUGUGGAUGGAAAAGUACACCAACACCAGCACAUCCACUUUCAGUGUUAG
Messenger RNA from Menidia menidia (Atlantic silverside), 1395 nucleotides. The record is from the annotation of a GenBank genome assembly. Lineage: Eukaryota; Metazoa; Chordata; Actinopteri; Atheriniformes; Atherinopsidae.